AUGCCAGACCCGGAUGGAAACGAUGUCACCUGUACACUCCAGAUCCACACAACUCUUAUCAACAACGAUUUAAACUCCAAAUUUUUUGACAACUCUGUUUUAAGGCAAACAAGUUUGACGGGCGCCGAAGAAUUCUUGGAGUCCUUGAAUAUAGCGGAGCUCAGAAGUUCGGUGAUGUUCGAGUCACCUGUUCUCGAGACAGACCGGGACUCUAAGGAUUGCGAACUACGCAGCAUCGCUCACAAGUGUCCAGUCGCCGGUAGCUUUAAGUUAAAGAUGAGCUCCGUUUCCGUGUUCGUGGUCUAG
Messenger RNA from Opisthorchis viverrini, 306 nucleotides. RefSeq lists its product as hypothetical. The coding region runs from base 1 to 306 and encodes 101 amino acids. The record is from RefSeq and is a predicted model, not a curated record. Lineage: Eukaryota; Metazoa; Platyhelminthes; Trematoda; Opisthorchiida; Opisthorchiidae. The transcript is spliced from 3 exons.